UCAAUGGCUCAAUCAAUAAUAUAAUUAAAUUCGAUAAUGUAAUAAAAUUAUCGAGUAAAAUCAAUGAACAUGUAAAGCAUAAAAAUAUACUUUUACUUGAGCCUAGAAAUAAGCUUAUAAAUGAGCUGCAAUAUAUGUUUUAUAUUGAGGAGAUUAAAUGCUUGUUAACACCAUUUCAAAAAGGAAUUGAUCGCAAAUCAAUCGAAAGAUAUUGCAAUAUAGAAAUGUCUCACUAUGAAAAGCUAUCCUCGAUACGAAAUGAGUUGGACAGAUAUAGAAAAAAACUAGAAAAAGAACAACUUUUGGAAGAAACGUGUACUUUCAUGUCAAAAUAUAUUCAAGUUCGAGAAGAUGUAUGUUACACAAAUGUAAGUGCAUCAUUGGAUACAAUCGCACAAGAAGUACGGAAUCGUCUCAGAAACAAGCAUCUGAACCAUUCGAUAUUCUCCAUGUCUGAUGAAACUUUUUCUUAUUGGAACACCAACAAUAUCAAAGAUAAUCAUUGGGAUGAAACAGAAAGUACGCAGAUUAUGGAUACAAUCCAGGAAUAUAUAUUUAGCAUCUUGAACUUUCGAGCAUGUGCCUGCCCAUUUCCACCCAAAGAUAUCAAAUGCAUUUGUAUAGAUUAUGUUUUACAAAGUAAAUCUGGUAAAGAUAUCAUUGUAUAUACAAUAUUUCAUAGCGUGGCAAGAAGACUUGGUCUACGUUGCGAUGUACUAGAUAUUAAAAAUGAAUUCUUUAUAUUUUGGAAACCAGAAUUCGUCACGAAUAAUUUAGAAAAUGCAAGAUGUUUUUACAUAAAACCCGGGUAUUUCCCGAAUUGUCUUCGUGAUUUUCUACCAAAUUACAAGUCUUGUGAAACAAAUAAUGACGUCAUCAAAAUAGAAACUAAAAAGAUGUUGGAGUCCAUAACAGAUAUAGUUAGACAAUUUAUAACGCAACAUAUAAUAAAUGCUUUGCAAUUAAUCAAAAUUAAAUGCAUUAUCCAAAAACCUUCAAUAUGAUUAAAAUGUAUUGCAAUCAUAUUAUGAUGAUAGGUAUUAUGAGCGCAAGUUAUAUACAUAUGAUGCAAAAUGUGAGUAAUUAUAUUAAUUUGAGCAUAUUCAUGUUUACUCAUAAUGACAUUUUUUGCAAACAGUUUCAAGAUAUCAUAAUAUGUCCGUGUUUUGAGUAGCAUAUGAGCCUGCAUCUGUGUCUAUUUUUGUCAUCAUGUUUUAAGAAAUAUGAGUACAAUAUGAGUAAAGUACAUACGCGCACUAACAAUCGCAUAUUAGUAUAUAAUAUAUACAUUUGUAAACAUAUUGAACAUUGUGAGAUUCUUUUAUAUAACAAUAUGUAUAAUUUACAAUUUUUUAUAAUUUAA
Molecule: messenger RNA, 1363 nt
Organism: Nylanderia fulva
Lineage: Eukaryota; Metazoa; Arthropoda; Insecta; Hymenoptera; Formicidae
Source: RefSeq, a predicted model, not a curated record